Molecule: messenger RNA, 2091 nt
Organism: Podospora pseudocomata
Lineage: Eukaryota; Fungi; Ascomycota; Sordariomycetes; Sordariales; Podosporaceae
Exons: 2
Coding region: 1-2091 (696 amino acids)
Source: RefSeq, a predicted model, not a curated record
AUGGCGAAUGUCGAUGACGAUCUCAACGACAUCAACGAUAUACUCGACAGCCUUCGUUCAAGACCACCAAGUCCGAAUGAAAUCUCGUCAUGCCCCUCUUGUUCCAGGAUUAAAGAUGAAUCCCUGCCAGGAUACCGUUGCCUUCGGAUUGGGAGCUCACGAGGAAUCUACCCAAGUACUUGCGCUCGCUGCGUGUUUACGUCCGCGGUUGGAGAAGCCUGUGUGGAGCAAGGGAUUCUAAAAUGUGCAGAUUUUGACACAGACAACAAACCCAAUCACUUUAUUGUUUGGCAAGUCGAGAACGACGGUUCACUCGUACUUCCGAGAUGGUCUAACCUAUUAUCGUCUGCCGGAGGUUCCGCGUACUACCUUCCGAAUGCCAUAUCAUUUGAGAUAUUGACCGCUCCCGGGAAGCCAUCUCCAUUUCCUGACAUUCCUAUUUGGGGCCCAAGAUUGGCCUGCCCUAGCAAGGAUGAUGGCGUAAGCUUUGACAAGGUUCAGGCUUGGUUGAAGGUUUGCGAGGAAAGACACUCAAUGUGUGGUAGGGUGUCUGGAGCUCCAAAUUUACCGGCAAGGGUUCUUGAUGUUCGCCAACUACCCGUCAAGUUGUAUGAGCCACAUCCCGGUGAGUCGAAGCCAUAUCUGUGUCUUUCCCACUGCUGGGGUGGUUCGAGACCGAAAUGCAUGACUACAUCAUGGACCCUCGAGACCAAUCGCCAGGAGAUUGUUUGGAACGAUCUCCCCGCAACAUUUCAACAUGCCAUUGAUGUUACAAGGCGCCUAGGAUUUGAAUAUCUGUGGAUCGACUCUCUGUGCAUUAUACAAGACUCGGAAACGGACUGGCAGCACCAGUCGGCUGAAAUGAUCUUCAUUUACGAGAAUAGCCAUCUUACUUUGUGUGCCACUGCAUCAGAGGAUGACAAUGGUGGAUUCUAUGGAGACGUACCUACCGAAAGAAGGCCGAAAGAAAUUACAGUCAAAGGACCAGACGGAACAGAUUACGAGCUGCUGGUCAGAACGGACCUGUCGAAUCGACAUCUUCCAUUGCCUUGGGGAGUUGACCACCACGAAAACCGAAGGAAGUAUUUUCCGCUCCUGACACGAGCCUGGGUUUUCCAAGAGCGCCUUCUAUCUCGCCGAUUACUGCACUUCACCAAGGAAGAGCUCCUCUUCGAAUGCGCAGAACUCAUAACGUGCGAAUGUCACCCUGGGGUUGGGCGAUACGAUUACCGGCCAAAGCACAGUGAGCCACUCGACAAACGUGUACUUUCUCUCUCAGAGGCUGCUUUGAAGGCACCCAAGAAGAAGCCAGAGAGUCUUGAAGAAGCCGCCAACCUCGAGGUUAAUGCGACGCCCUGGGGGAGAGCAGUAGAGUGCUACACAGCGCUAAGUCUUUCAUAUCCACGAGACAAGCUACCAGCGUUGUCAGGAGUUGCCAAACAAAUCCAGAGACGUUUGCGGCCGGAUGACGAAUAUCUUGCGGGACUAUGGAGAAGCACGCUGCUACCUGAUUUAUGCUGGUGGUCUGUCGGCUAUAAGCAGGCACCACAGCGGUGGCGCGGGCCAAGCUGGUCAUGGGUAUCAAUCGACGGACCCAUCGCCAUGAACAAAUUCCGACAACGGGCUAAGAACGAUGCUUGCAGCGUUGUGGAUGCAAGCGUACUCCUAACUGGUCCAGACGCAAUGGGAGAAGUCGAAUCGGGGCACGUUAUUUUGUCAGGAACUAUUUGCGCCGGACGAAUGAAACAGGGAUCUCAUGUCGAUCCCAAGAUACUGCGCUACCCCAAAUCUGCAUCUGUUUACGACCUUCUACUGGCAGUCAAUGGGGACGAAAGGCUGAUGUUUGUAGACUGUCGGGAUUACCUCUACGAUGGCACGGUGACAGUUGGCCAAGAGAUAUUUUGUCUCCGCAUGGGCCUGUACAAUGACGCUGACGAGUUCUGCUUGAUCUUGAAACGGGCUGGCAAGGUGGAGACGUCAUCUAUCAAUGAAUCAGGAUGCUAUGAGAGAAUUGGAUACAUGAUGGGCUACUCUGGUGAUCUCGAUAGGUGGUGCGAAGGGAAAGCCAGGUCACUGAUAAAGAUUAUCUAA